GCCGCCAUGGACAGCGUGCUCAAGGCGGUGAACCGCGUGUCGCAGAUUGCUGCGCUCGCCGGCGACACGCAGGUCGGCGAUGGCGGCAGCCUGCCCAGCCUGGCGCGGCAGCUGCCCAAGAUUGUGGUGGUGGGCGGCCAGUCCAGCGGCAAGUCGAGCGUGCUCGAGGCGGUGGUGGGGCGCGACUUCCUGCCUCGCGGCACAGGCAUCGUGACGCGGCGGCCGCUGGAGCUGCAGCUGGAGACGGCGGCAGACCCGAAUGCUCGCGAGUAUGGCGAGUUUGGGCACAUGGCCGGCCAGAAGUUUUACGACUUUGAGGAGAUCCGCAAGGAGAUUGAGGCGGAGACGAUGCGGCACACGCAGAAGCGGGGCACCAUCGUGUCGCCCGUGCCCAUCACGCUGCGCAUCGUGUCGCCGCAGCUGCCCGCGCUGUCCAUGGUGGACAUGCCCGGUCUCACCAAGGUGCCCAUCGACGGCCAGCCCAAGAGCAUCGUGCAGGAGCUGGAGAACAUGGCGCGGGACUACGUGAAGCACGAGAACGUCAUCAUCCUGGCCGUCACCCCCGCCAACGCGGACCUGGCCACCUCGGACGCGCUGCGCCUGGCGCGGGAGGUGGACCCCACCGGCGAGCGCACGAUAGGCGUGCUGACCAAGAUUGACAUCAUGGACCCCGGCACCAACUGCCGCGACGUGCUGGAGGGCCACUCCUACGGCCUGCGCAACGGCUGGAUCGGCGUGGUCAACCGCGGCCAGGCAGACAUCAACUCGCGGAUGUCGAUGCGGGAUGCGCGCGCCAAGGAGCUGGAGUACUUCCAGAAGAAGAGCGACUACCAGGGGCUGAGGAAUGUGGGCACGGGCCACCUGUCCACCGAGCUCAGCGAGAAGCUCAUCUCCUCCGUGCGCCGCCAGCUGCCCAACAUCUCGGGCUUUGUGAACAAGAGCAUCAUGGACCUGCAGAAGGAGCUGGAGGCGAUGGGGGGCCCCGCCGCCAACUCGCGAGGCGAGAUGAUCCACCUGGUGCUCACCCUGUGCCGCAAGUUUGAGACCACCUUUGGCAAGCUCAUAGACGGCGGCAAGGGAGGCGGCGAGCUGAUCCUGACUGUGUUUGAGAAGCGGCUGCCUGAGUCGAUAGAGAAGCAGCCGUUCAAGAAGAUCCUGGAUGUGGGGUAUGUGAAGCGGGUGAUUGAGGAGGCGGACGGCAUCCAGCCACACUUGGUGGCGCCCGAGGCGGGGUACCGGCGGCUGCUGGAGGAGGCGCUGGGGUACCUCAAGGACCCCACAGAAAAGUCGGUGGAGGAGGUGUUUGUGCUGCUGCGCCGCAUGGUGGACAAUGUGGCCAACAGCGACGAGGUGCGCGCGCUGCGGCGCUACCCCACUCUGCGCCGCGAGAUUGUGACCGCCGCCUACCGCGCGCUGGAGAAGUUCAAGGAGGACACACGCAAGAUGGUGAGCAUCAUGGUUGAGAUGGAGCGCAACUACAUCACAGCAGAGUACUUCCGCACCAUACAGAUGCCCGACGGCAAGGUGAUGUACACGCUGGAUGGGCGUCCGGUGACCGAGGAGCCCGAGGGCAGCCCUGAGGAGAAGCACUACAAGCGCAUCAUCAACCAGGUGUCUGGCUACGUGCGCGAGGUGUGCGCGCAGCUGACGCAGACGGUGCCCAAGGCCAUCGUUCACUGCAUGGUGCUGCAGUCCAAGGACAAGCUGCUGGAGGAGAUGUCGGCCAGUGUGGCGGGGGACCAGGAGGCAGCCCUCAAGCGGCUGCUGGGCGAGGACGAGGCGGUGAUGAAGCGGCGCGAGGCGCUCACCCACAAGCUGGACAUGCUGCGCAGGGCUCAGAGCGAGCUGACCAGCGUGGACGUGUGA
Molecule: messenger RNA, 1866 nt
Organism: Chlorella variabilis
Lineage: Eukaryota; Viridiplantae; Chlorophyta; Trebouxiophyceae; Chlorellales; Chlorellaceae
Exons: 9
Coding region: 7-1866 (619 amino acids)
Cellular component (GO): cytoplasm; membrane; microtubule
Molecular function (GO): GTPase activity; microtubule binding; GTP binding
Source: RefSeq, a predicted model, not a curated record